Drosophila rhopaloa is the source of this 526-nucleotide messenger RNA. It is a transcript of the gene Grx1t, whose product is annotated as glutaredoxin-C4. The record is from RefSeq and is a predicted model, not a curated record. The coding region runs from base 115 to 465 and encodes 116 amino acids. Lineage: Eukaryota; Metazoa; Arthropoda; Insecta; Diptera; Drosophilidae. Gene Ontology annotation, molecular function: glutathione disulfide oxidoreductase activity. The transcript has a single exon. Gene Ontology annotation, biological process: cellular response to oxidative stress. Gene Ontology annotation, cellular component: cytoplasm.
UCGAAAACGUUCAGUCGAAGGCCGUAGGUCAAAAUUCAACGUCCCCAAGUCUCGUAACCCCCUUUUCCUCCCAACUUUUCCGGACUUGCACGGCCCAAUCCCCCGGCUCGAUCGAUGGGUACGGUGGUCAGCACCCUGCAGCGCCCCACCCUCUUCGUAAACAUGGACAGUGUCCAUGCGCAGUUCGUUCGGGAGACGAUCAACAGCAACAAGGUGGUGAUCUUCAGCAAGAGCUACUGCCCCUACUGCAGCAUGGCCAAGGAGCAGUUCCGGAAGAUGAAUGUCAAGGCGACGGUGGUGGAGCUGGACCAGCGGGAGGAUGGCAACGAGAUCCAGGCGGUUCUUGGCGAGAUGACGGGAUCGAGGACCGUGCCCCGCUGCUUCAUCGACGGCAAGUUCGUCGGCGGCGGCACCGAUGUGAAGCGCCUCUACGAACAGGGCAUCCUGCAAAAGUACUUCCAGUGAGAGACAUUCCAUUCACAUUUUGUUGUUCUGGCACAAUACAAAGAAUUCAGUUGGCGCUUUA